Molecule: messenger RNA, 2450 nt
Organism: Amoebophrya sp. A120
Lineage: Eukaryota; Dinophyceae; Syndiniales; Amoebophryaceae
Source: the annotation of a GenBank genome assembly
GGUACAGUGACACAGCCGCCAAGACAUAGCAGAGGCCAAUGGAGUCGAAGACAAAAUCAGUCUCUUGGGUGCCCGCUUUCUUCGCGUAGCAAGAUCGUGCGCACCCUGGCUGUGUCUUCCCAAGCGUGACGCGGUGGAGCGACUACGUACCAACGAGGACGAGGAGCCUUGGCUUGCUAAAACAUCAUUGCGGAUGGCCCCGCAUUGAUGUCGGACAAGUCCCGAAGACGCAUGUUGAUCACAUUGAACCGCGGUGGAGGAGGAGAUGAGCAGAGACCUAUCUUAAUCCUCCUUGAGCACUAGGAUCUGCGCUACUUCUCUUUGCUUAUGGUUUAUAGCGGAUCUCAUACAAAAAAAAUCCAGAUCUUGUCGUGCACUUUCUGCUUGUGCGCAUAUUGGUGCAAGUUUGCCGUUUCCCUGUGACGGUGUGGACCGCUCUGACUACCAGGCGCUUUCUUCCGCUCCGUAGUUGUAAGCACUUAAGUACUUAUUUUUGGCCAAAAUAAAGGCAUUUUUGGAUUCCAUUUUACGUCCUUGUGAAGUACGAACAGCAACAAGUUCUUGCACGUCGGAGAAAACAAAAAUGUGGGGGCAACAUCAUCCGCUGCAACAAUUUCACCGUGCUUUUGGCCGAGCGACGGGCGUGGCUACAAAAGUGAACAAUGUUACUACAUGUUCUUUCAAGGCUGGGAGAAUCCCGCGAAGGACCCAUAGCAGCGCUGUGAAUUGACCCGGACGCAAAGGAUUGGAGUUGAAAAAUGACGAACCUAGUGUCUACCAUUGAAAGUAAAUUUAUAAAAGUUUUCAGAUUGGAAGCAGCUAGGCUCUGCCUUUAUAUAUUGCCACAAAAAUUUACAAGUAGGAGUUAGCUUAUACUUGGAACAUGUGCACAGAACCAAGACUGUAUGGGCAUAACCGUUUUCGCCAUGGUUGUUAAGGUUGCAUAUGCUUUAGGCGGUAUUAGGGAGGGGCGACACACUUUCAAAACAACUAUCUACUUUUAUUUUUUGGCGCGCCUUGUGCCCGCCGCGAUUGUCUAUUAAAGUUUACCUUUGACUAUUUCUGCUCGGAAGAUGUAGUUUAGACGAUAAGCGUUUUUCUAUUUGUGGACCGAAGUAGGACGCGUGGAGGUGUAACAGGGCAUGAACUAUGGCGGAAUGAGAUAUGCUAUCUCGGACUACCAAAAGUUCAAACCCUGGGCCGAUCCUCUGAGUGACUUCCUUCCCGCAAAUCUUUAGACUGUUUGAUCCCGAACCCAGCACAAACAAGCACGAGAAUAAGGAUUAAGCGCAAGAUCUAGAGCGAAUACCCAAACAAAUUGCACACCCAACCACAACACACGCGCUGAAGAUCUACCACGCUGAAAACACUCUCUACACCUGAAUGAGGGCGGGCGUGAUGAAUGUAGUGGCAACCUUUUUCGAUUUUUUACAGGCUACGGGAUCGAUCGUUGAGCUAGGUGCUUUCUCUAUAAACAUCUUAUGACGAUUAAAUGAAUUCCCGCUAUGUCAAUUUCGCUUUUAGUCCAUCACACAGCACGCACAGAACCAAGACCGUAAGGGCAUAAUCGUGUUUGGAAUGGUUGUUAAGGAUGCGUGAAAAAACAUGAUGACUGAACGUGAAAGCCGAUGCGGUAGUAGGCAGCUCUCGGCGAGGUUUUACGAGUGAAGCAAAAAACAAAAAAGUAGGAACACAGCCAGCCAGCGAAACGAAAGCAGGGCGCAGCAGACACGAAGAGUGUUCGCCCAAGAAUGAUCAUGGCCCGGAAAUGAGAAGGAAAGUGUGAUGAAAGGAUAAUGUGUAAUGCGACUCGUGAAAAGAGUUUCAAUACCGUAGUCAAAGUUCUCACAUUGUUCCUAAGCAUUUUUGUGCCGGAGUUUUCACAAGCCUUCUCGUUAGCGAGAAGAAUCUCGCUGCACGCAAGACGAGGAGGACAGUCGAAGUGGCCGCGGGAGCCAGAUCUACUGCAACUUCAUGAAGCUGCUGCACCUGCUAGUACAACUUCUAGUUCGCCGGACGCCAAGAGUGGUGCUCCUGGUGCCCCCUACUUCGUCACAAAUAAAGAACCACUUCCGACGUCGUUCUUCGAAGACCAACAGCAGCAGAUCAUGGAGCAGCUGCUGGAUUUUCUGCCGUUAGAGGUGUCCAACUUCCUUACCCUGAACGAGGUGAAAGAGUUGUGCAAUGCGCUUCCGAGGAAGAUGAAGAUGAUCGAGACUUCUGUGGAUGAUGUGGCUGGUGAAGACCACAGAGAUGAAGCAGUAGUAGAGGGUCACUGCACGACACAUGACAGUCAUUCCAGGACAACUACGAAUAUUAAAACGAAAGACCAGGAGGUCUCGUCCUCUGACGUGAUGGUCAUCAACAGACUGCAACAGAAAUUGCGAAAAGAAAGACUUUUUUACGAGAAAAACGCCCUCGUCCGGCACCUCUUACUCGUCCAACACGAC